This is a messenger RNA of Zingiber officinale, 930 nucleotides long. RefSeq lists its product as uncharacterized. The coding region runs from base 1 to 930 and encodes 309 amino acids. Gene Ontology annotation, molecular function: protein dimerization activity. The record is from RefSeq and is a predicted model, not a curated record. Lineage: Eukaryota; Viridiplantae; Streptophyta; Magnoliopsida; Zingiberales; Zingiberaceae. The transcript has a single exon.
AUGUAUGCUGCAACUUGCAAAGUUUUUGAAGUUCUUAGUGACCAUUCUCCAAAUGGAAGAGCUAAGGCUGAAGUUCGGGGGAUUUAUAGAAACAUGGCAAGCUUUGAAUUUGUGUUCAUUUUGCAUUUAAUGCAUAAAAUUAUGAGAACAACAGAUACUCUUUGUCAAAUUCUUCAAAGAAAAUCUCAAGAUAUUUUGUCUGCUGUUACAUUUGUCUCUACUACCAAAACUAUCCUCCAAGAACUUAGAGAAUGCGGGUGGGAAGAAUUUCUUCAUGAAGUGAAAGUUUUUUGUAUGAGAAAUGAAAUUGAUGUGCCUGACCUUAAUUGUCUAUAUAAGAUUGGUCGUUCUCGUCAGCAAACUACAAUUGAACAUCAUUACCACUUUGAUGUUUUUAAUGCAGCAAUAGAUUUCAUCUUGAUGGAGUUAAAUACUAGAUUUAAUGAGUCAUCAGUGGAACUUCUUUCUCUUAGUAUUACUUUAGAUCCUAAAAAUUCGUUUGAAUCAAUUAACACUGAUGAUAUUUGCAAGCUAAUGAAGUUUUAUCCUGAAGAUUUCACAAAUCAAGACAUCAUUGCUUUGAAGUAUGAAUUGGUACAUUAUAAACUUGAUGUGAUACAAAAUUUGAAGGCUUCUACACUUGUUGAGUUAUGUCAACAAUUGACUGAGAGUGGACGGUCAAAGGUUUAUGUUAUGUUGACUAGAUUGAUUCAUCUAGUUUUGACGUUACCUGUUUCUACUGUCACUACUGAGCCAGCUUUUUCAGCAAUGAAGAAUGUGAAAACAUCACUUCGCAAUAAAAUGGAGGAUGAAUUUCUUGAAGAUUGUUUGACACUUUAUAUUGAACGAGAUUUAGCUAAGGAUAUAGAUGAAGAUUCUAUUAUAGAUGAAUUUUAUGUUUCAAAAUCUCGUAGAGCACAACUUUGUUGA